This is a messenger RNA of Pangasianodon hypophthalmus (striped catfish), 2786 nucleotides long. RefSeq names its product four-jointed box kinase 1 (gene fjx1). Lineage: Eukaryota; Metazoa; Chordata; Actinopteri; Siluriformes; Pangasiidae. The transcript has a single exon. The coding region runs from base 419 to 1681 and encodes 420 amino acids. Gene Ontology annotation, biological process: cell-cell signaling. The record is from RefSeq and is a predicted model, not a curated record.
GUUCCCUCGGUCACGUGACCAAGCCUCUUUCUGCGAGCGGAGCAGCCUGGAGUCAAGCUCACUAGCAGGGAGGCGAAGGAGGACAUGAACACCGAGAGAGCGCGCUGAACAUCUGCGACCCAGAUACACACACACACACACACACACACUCACACAUAUCAGCGUCUGAUACAGACUGGAUGAAGGAAUGAUUGAGUUGUAUGCUCUGUUCGUGGGAAAUGUGAGAAUGAACAGAGAUGAGCGCUUUGGCACACAGGAGCAGUGAAACUGCACCGAAUUCUAGCAGCAGAGCAGAAAUGCCGCGUGAACGGCCCCGGUUUCUCAGCGCACUUGUGUCUUCCAGCGUCGUGAAUGGAGGAUAUGUAGUGAGUGAGUAGCUUGUGAGGCGGCUGGACCUGUAAGUUAGCUGCCGGACGACAUGAGGGCGGCGUGGGCAAACUUGGCGGCGCUGCUGCUGCUCUGCACUUGUGCAGGCGUGCUGCACUUCUGGAGCGGCUUGGAAAAGAGGCUGGAGAGGAACACGAGGAGCGUCCCCGAUCACAGCGGACAUCCCGCCUAUCCCGACCCAUCUCCGGACCUUUCGGGAACUUUUCGAGCUUUACUCGCCGUUCCGACUGGCUCCAGAUUACAGUCAGUUCGCAACGCUAGCGAUGGUGAAACGGUCUCAUUAGGGAGUAAAGAUAACCCACAUCGAUUUGAGUUGACAGAGCGGGAGCUCCACGCAGCAGAAAACCAAAGCGAGCAGUUUCUAGAGGACGGGAUCUUCUGGAGUCACCGUCUCGAGGAUGGGGUGUCGGUGGGCUUUGUGGAGGAAGACGCCCGCGCGUGGAGAGAGCGAGUCCGCCGCGGCCGGGUCGUGUCUCUAGAGCCGGGCUGCGGCAGGACGUCCAACCAGCUGGCCACGUUCUCGGACGGAUCCCGCGCGUGUGUACGUUACGGCAUCAACCCCGAGCAGGUGCAAGGAGAAACACUGUCUUACUACCUAGCCGCUCUGCUCGGGAUCACCAACGUGCCGCCGCUCGCGCUUUUGCGCCUCGAUGGCGAGCAGUGGACGCACGUGAGGCGGCGCAUGGAGGCGCUACAGUGGACGCCGAGUGCCGUGGUGUCCCUCAGCGAGUGGGUGGCCGAGCUGAGUCCGGCAGGCGUGCCUGCUCCUUUUCACCGCUCCGGCCUCGGGCUGCGCCCGCUACAGCCCGAGCUCCAAACCAAAACCAAAGCGGAGCUGCUCGAGCUGGUGCAGUGGAGCGACCUGGUCGUGCUCGACUACAUCACGGCCAACUUCGACCGGCUCGUGAGCAACCUGUUUAGCCUGCAGUGGGACGCCAAAGCCAUGGAGCGAGACGCGAGCAACCUGCUCAGGACUCCUCGCGGCAGCUUGGUCUUCAUCGACAACGAGGCUGGACUGGUGCACGGCUACCGUGUGCUGGAUAUGUGGGAGAAGUAUCACAGCGCGGCGCUCGGCUCGGUGUGCGUGUUCAGGAGGAAAACAGCGCGGCGCGUGGCGGAGCUGCACCGGCGAAGAGACACGCGCGCGCGCCUGCUCCAGCUCUACCGGGACAGCGAGCCUUUAGCGGCUGAGCUCGGCUUUCUCUCCGACGAGCAAGCCAGGAUACUGCAGGACAGAAUAGACAGAAUUCAUGAGCACAUUUUGCACUGUAAAGAAAAGCACGAAAAACUGUAAUGUUUUUGUCUUUCUGUUUUUUUUUUCCCUCUCGCGUGGAUCCUGCUAUCACAUUAGUAUGGAUAAGGACUGCUAGUUACCAAGGUGACCAUUACACCACGCGACCCGUGAACUGUGUUCAGUGUGACUUCUGAAUAUCUGGACUAGCUACCUCCUGUAGGGACAAACCUUUAAACGUGGCUGCAUAGGCUACCGUUUGUUUUGUAUAUGCGAUUACUUUUGGUUUUUAAAAGUCUUAAUUUCACAGGAAACAGUGCAUAUUACUUGUGAUAGAAUGAGUCAUGAUGAUGAGUCAAGUUCAUUGUAAACACACUGGAGAAGGGCCUAAGUGCUGAUGUAUGCUGCUUCUGCCAUUGUUGUCUUUUAUUAAUAGGGAUGCACUAAUCCCACUAUUUCCAUGUAGGACAGCCUUAAGAUAUUGUUAAUAAAGCUCCCCAAUCCUGAUCCAACCCUGACAUCCUAUCAGUAACCAGGCAACUUUUCUGCAAGCUUUGGUUGCCAAGUUUUGCAAAACAUCAGCCAUGUGACGGUGGAGUUUUAUGAUAUUUUGUGCCCGAAGGUCUGUCUUGGGCCAGUAAAAUAUGCUGUAAAAUAUAUCAGUGGCUCGGAUCAGAAAAUACAUCAUAUAAGAUCUAAUACUUAAUGAUCCAGCAUUUCAAGCAGUAUCAGACCCAAUGCCAAGCCUCAAUACUGGAUGGAUGAAUCUCUAUUUAUUAGAAUAUUGUACUCGAUAAACAGAAGGUUACAUCUGGAUUAACACGAGUCUGACAAUGUCUGUAAUUUAGUAACAAUGCUUAGUUUUUUGCAGAGUGUGGUGAAAUGGUAAUAUUGACACUGCUGAAAGGUCAGUGAUUCAUAUAAAAACACAUCUUUGAUUAUCUUCUGUAGCUUCACAAUUUCAUUCAUGGCCUUAAUGAAGUGGUGGGAUGUGCGUUGAAUUGAAAGUGUGUUGUGGGAUUUUGCUUUGUGAAGUCUGAAUUCUAUUUAACUAAUUUAAAUCACAAUAUGUGAUAACAUUCCAGUUCUUUUUUAUAUUAAAAAUUGUGUCAUUUUUACAUGCCAUUAAAUCUAGUGGAACUAAAGUGUUUCACUAUGUUGAACACAA